GACACACGGCUGGCGCGGUCUGGUGUGGUCUGGUCUGGUCUGGAGUGGUGUGGUGUGGUGUGCGGGAACCGGUGACCGCCGGGGCGGAUAGUCCACCAUGCUCCGGCUGUGGGCUGCGCACUGGAUCACAGCUGUGCUCCUGAGCCGGACCGUGGCUCAAUACUCCAGUGACCAAUGCAGCUGGCGAGGAAGCGGUCUGAGCCACGAGUCUCACCGCCGGGAUGUGGAGCAGGUCUACCUCCGCUGCUCUCAGGGAUCUCUGGAGUGGCUCUACCCCACAGGGGCCAUCAUCGUGAACCUGCGCCCAAACCUGGAGCGGCCCCCAGGACACAUGGCAGGUCUCCAUGUGUGCAUAAAGCCCCAAGUUUACUCUCAGGGUUCUCACGUGUAUCUGGAGCAUGAGGGGGACCUGAGGAUGCUGCUCUCAGGCCAGGACCAGGCCCAGGGGGCGGUGCGCUGUUUCAGCCUGGCGCAGGGGGCUCUGUUUGUGGAGGCCAUCCCGCAGAAGGACAUCAGCAGGAGGAUCACCGCCUUUCAGUAUGAGCUGGUGCCCGGCCGGGGGCCGGGGGCCCACAUGUACCCGUACCUGCACACCGGUUCAGCCCCUUGCAAACCCUGUUCAGAUGAGGAGGUCCUCAUGGCCGUAUGCACCAGUGACUUUGCUGGCUCCGGGACGUUUGGAGGCGUGGCUCCGGCUACAAAGAAGCACAAUGUGGUUUCGGUGACUCUGAGCCGGCUGUUCCGUCAGAAGAGCGGGAUGUUUGUUGGGGGCGGAGCCAGAGGACGAGUCUGGAGCGGACGCCUCAGCGUCCCCGCCCGGUGCAGCGUGCACCCGGGGGGGGCCGAGCACCUCUUGACCGGCUCCAUCCAUUUUGGCGAGCCCUGGCUCGGAUGCGCGCCUCUCUACAAGGACUUCCUGAGGUUGUAUGUCAGAGCGGAGAAAGCCGGAGUCAACCCCUGUCAAAUAGACACCAACUGAGAGAUUACUUCACAGCUCUGGAAAAAUACUUUUAAAAAAAACAACAACACAAUGAUCAAAAUGUGCACAGAGGGACGGAUGUGGUAUGAACAGACGUAAAGUCCAUUGAGCUUCGUUAAAGGAUUUUUUCCUGAUUAGAUUAAAUAUUUUGCUGCAGAAAAAUGGUUGGACACUUCUAUUGGAAGCCAGCUACCUGAACCCCGGUUUGACUACUUCUGCAUUCUGCAUAUGUCAGCUUCUUUGACAAUCUGUGCGUUACCGGCAGUGAAUGAGAGAGCGAGCGAGUGAAUUAACGAUUUAUGUCAAUUGAAACUUGUGCCUUGUUUUUUUGCUUUUUUUUUUUAAUUGUGAGGAUGAUACUGCUCAUUCUUGAAAUGAAAGUUUGCUUUGUUAAAAGCUUUCUGUAAAAUUUAGGAGUCUUCUGUCAGAAGUGUUUUAGUAUGCAGCUCUGUGAGUCUAUAUGUACCUAGUUGGAGUGUGUGGGGGAUUUGGCUAAUGAAUUUUAAAAGGUCUUUACAUAUUCACAUACGAUUGUAAAUUUGUUAGGAUUUUUUUUCAGAACAAAGGCUAUACACAUGUUUUGAUUCUUUGUGAAAGCACAAAAAUAAAUGCAAACCGUGGUUAUAAAAAAACCCAAAACAAAUGGGAUGCUGCAAAAAAAGAAAACAAAAACAGGAUGCAAUUAUUUGCAAAUCUCAAUAAACCAUUUUUUAAAGCACACCAGGAUAUGGAAAACACUUGUUUAAAGUGAGACAUUUUGAUACUCCAUGACUAAUAUCAGCACUUUUUGAAUUUGGUGGGAUUAGUGCAUAACACCAACUCAAUUUUAUUAACUCAAUCUUAUCUAAAUUGGACUGAGGAAAAGUAAGAAAUGUUUCUUUGGUCAGAUUAAUUGGACUUUAGGG
Molecule: messenger RNA, 1884 nt
Organism: Menidia menidia (Atlantic silverside)
Lineage: Eukaryota; Metazoa; Chordata; Actinopteri; Atheriniformes; Atherinopsidae
Source: the annotation of a GenBank genome assembly